Cynara cardunculus var. scolymus (artichoke) is the source of this 2449-nucleotide messenger RNA. RefSeq names its product protein ROOT HAIR DEFECTIVE 3-like. The coding region runs from base 140 to 2449 and encodes 769 amino acids. Lineage: Eukaryota; Viridiplantae; Streptophyta; Magnoliopsida; Asterales; Asteraceae. The record is from RefSeq and is a predicted model, not a curated record. Gene Ontology annotation, cellular component: endoplasmic reticulum. Gene Ontology annotation, biological process: endoplasmic reticulum membrane fusion. Gene Ontology annotation, molecular function: GTPase activity; GTP binding. The transcript has 23 exons.
AAUGGUUCGAUUGUCGUAUUGAGAUUGAUUCUUUCGAUCUCCGUUGCCAUAUAGAAUUCCAGUUUCAACAAAAUCAAUGCCAAAUUAUUCGUCAACCAUCGUUUGAUUCAAUCAAUACACGGCCGGACGGGACUCUUCGAUGGACAAGGCUGCCGACUGUUGCUCUACCCAUCUCAUAGAUGGAGAUGGUACUCUUAAUUCAGCUGGACUCGAUAAAUUUAUGAAGGAAGUAAAACUUGCUGAAUGCGGACUUUCCUAUGCAGUUGUUUCCAUCAUGGGCCCACAAAGUAGUGGGAAGAGCACACUUCUAAAUCAUCUAUUCCAUACCAACUUCCAGGAAAUGGAUGCUUUCAAGGGAAGGUCUCAGACCACCAAAGGUAUUUGGAUGGCAAGAUGCACUGGUAUCGAACCUUGCACUAUUGUGAUGGAUCUUGAGGGUACAGAUGGAAGAGAACGAGGAGAGGAUGAUACUGCAUUUGAAAAACAAAGUGCACUUUUUGCUCUUGCUGUUUCUGACAUAGUGCUUAUUAACAUGUGGUGUCAUGAUAUUGGUCGUGAGCACGCAGCAAAUAAACCUCUAUUAAAAACCGUAUUCCAGGUCAUGAUGCGAUUGUUUAGUCCACGCAAAACAACGUUGAUUUUUGUCAUACGUGACAAGACAAGAACACCUCUGGAAAAUUUAGAGCCUGUCUUGAGGGAAGAUAUCCAGAAGAUAUGGGAUUCUGUUCCGAAGCCAGAAGCCCACAAGGAAACACCACUAAGUGCAUUUUUCAAUAUAGAAGUUGUUGCUCUUUCUAGUUAUGAAGAGAAGGAAGAACAAUUCAAAGAGCAGGUGGCCAACCUGAGGAAGAGAUUUUUUCAUUCUAUUGCACCUGGAGGGCUUGCAGGUGACAGACAGGGAGUUGUUCCUGCUUCAGGAUUUCGUUUCAGUGCUGAACAGAUCUGGAAAGUUAUCAAGGAGAACAGGGAUCUUGACCUGCCUGCUCACAAGGUGAUGGUUGCCACCGUACGCUGUGAAGAAAUUGCUAGUGAGAAGUACUCUGCCUUUGUCAAAAACAAGGAAUGGUGUGAACUAGAGGAAACUGUAAAGUCUCAACUUGUGCCCAAUUUCGGAAAGAAGAUUGGUUCGCUGCUUGACACUUGCUUUGCAGGUUAUGACGAAGAGGCUGUGUUUUUUGAAGAAGGAGUUAGGAAUGCAAAGAGAAAACAGUUGGAAGAGAAAUUGUUGCUACUUGUUCAAGUGGCCUACGAAUCAACAUUGCAACACAUAAGGUCUGAGGUACUGGAAAAAUUCAUAAAAACAUUUGACGAUGCUUUGAGUAAAGGACGAGGGUUUCAAGUAGCUUCCCGUGAUUGCACAGCAUCAUUUAUGAAAUUAUUUGAUGAACAAUGCAAAGGUGCCAUCGUCAAGCAAGCUGAUUGGGACUCGUCCAAAGCAAGGGCUAAACUUGCUCAAGAUAUCGAUUCACAUAUUGCUGAAGUUCGUACUGCCAAGAUAGCUGAUCUUACUGCACUAUAUGAGUCGAAAGCAAAAGAGGUGUUAUAUGCACCUGUGGAAGCUCUUCUAGAAGGGGCUGCUGAAGAUACUUGGCCUGCAAUAAGGAAACUUCUUCGAAAUGAGACCAAAACUGUUGUCUCUGAGUUUUCUGAUGCACUUAAGGGUUUUGAAAUGGAUGAAGAUGCCAAGAAAAAUCUGCUUUCAAGAUUGGAAAAUUUUGCAAGAGAUGUUGUUGAAGGGAAAGCUAAAGAAGAAGCUGGCAAAGCUCUAAAUCGCAUGAAGGAAAGGUUUACAACCAUAUUCAACCAUGAUAACGAUCAAAUGCCACGGAUCUGGACUGGAAAGGAAGAUAUUCGUGCAAUUAAUAGAACUGCUCGUAUUUCUUCUUUAAAGUUGCUUGCUGUUUUGGCCGCAAUUCGUUUGGAGGAUUAUGCUGAUAAAAUUGAGGAUACGCUACUCCUUGCUUUAACAGAACCCAGUAAAGGCGCCAAGAGCUCCAAUUUGCAAGACCCUUUGGCCACAAGCAAAUGGGAACAGAUUCCAGCAUCGAAGACAUUGAUAACUCCUGUUCAAUGUAAAUCUUUAUGGAGCCAGUUUCAGAAAGAGACAGAGUAUGCCGUUAGUCAAGCUAUUUCUGCCCAGAAAGCUAACAAGCAAAAUAACAGUUGGCUACCACCUCCAUGGGCUAUUCUUGCCUUGUUUGUGCUGGGAUUCAAUGAAUUCAUGACUCUUUUGAGGAAUCCAUUGUACCUGCUUUUUAUCUUUGUUGGCUUCCUACUUUUGAAAGCCUUGUGGGUUCAACUUGACAUAGCCUCUGCAUUCGAAAACGGUGUGCUUACAGGGAUUCUGACGUUAUCCACCAAGCUUCUUCCAGCAAUUAUGAACCUUAUGAGAAAACUGGCGGAGGAGGGGCAACGGCCGCCACCGACCGCCAAUGCCCGAAUAAACUAA